Colias croceus (clouded yellow) is the source of this 954-nucleotide messenger RNA. RefSeq lists its product as uncharacterized. NCBI's taxonomy places the organism in Eukaryota, Metazoa, Arthropoda, Insecta, Lepidoptera, Pieridae. Bases 1 to 954 code for a protein of 317 amino acids. The transcript has a single exon. The record is from RefSeq and is a predicted model, not a curated record.
AUGUCCUGUGAGGACGUCACUCAGGACAUGUCUAUUGCUUCCGUGCCCAUGGAUCAGGCCACUACCAUUAGUAUACAACAAUUCUCUUCGUUGCUCGAGUCUAAAUUUGAAAAUUUGGAAAUGAAACUUACCAAAAAUCUAAGCAUCGAAAUUUCGGCAGCAAUGGAUAUGUUGAAGAAAGAGUUAAAUGAUACUACUGACUUAUUGUUUGCUCAAGUAACACAAAUGAAAAAUGAUUUAUGCACAUACCGCGAUCGGAUAAAUAAAUUGGAGUCUGAAAACUCGUCGCUGCAUUCUAAAUUAUCACAACUUAGUAAACAAAAUCUCGACGCUGCCGCCACUUCAUCCAUGCUUAAAACAAUAAAACAACUUCAAUCCGAAUUAAACGAGCGAGAUCAAGUAAGUUUACUCAAUGACGUUGAAGUAUAUGGUAUACCCGAAUUUGAAGGUGAAUCAGCUACGCACAUCGCUAUUACUUUGGCAAAAAAACUGGGAAUAACAUUAGAGGAACGCGAUAUAGUGUGUGCGCGACGCAUCGGCCCUAAGCGCCGGUCAAUUACUACCGGUGUAAGUAAUGAUUCAUCGAGAUUGAUCGUAGAUAAGGAUCGCCCCACUCGUACGCGUCCUAUUACAAUUAGUUUCGCACGGCGUUCACUUCGAGAUGAGCUCCUGAAAAACGCUCGUGUGCGACGAGGUACUUCUACUUCCGACCUAGGUUUACCUAAUCAUGAUGUGAAACGCGUACAUUUACAUGAAAGGCUGACACACAAAAAUCGUGUAAUAUUUGGUAAAGCCCGUGCCCUGGCCAAAACUAAGCAAUGGCGAUUUAUCUGGACCAGGGAUGGAAAAAUAUAUGCCCGUCAAUCUGAUUCUAGUAACGUUUAUGCUAUUCGUUCCGAGGAAGAUAUUGAAAGUGUUUUUACUUUACUCCCUAAUCAUAAUCCAACUGUCUAA